Molecule: messenger RNA, 526 nt
Organism: Lecanosticta acicola
Lineage: Eukaryota; Fungi; Ascomycota; Dothideomycetes; Mycosphaerellales; Mycosphaerellaceae
Source: the annotation of a GenBank genome assembly
AUGUCUGCCCUGCAAGACCGCGACACGAACGUCCAGAUGGCUUCUUCCAACGCCAAUACCACCAAUACGUCGGAGAAGCAACAACAGAUGGCCACUGGAGGAGAGAACAAGGCGCAGCGGACCUUGGAGCAGAGGAUAGCCGAUGCGAACAAGUAAGAACCCAACCCCUCCGCUCCCUGCCUCAAUCACAGAGCUUGGGAUAAAUGAAUACUGAACGCUUUCGCCAAACCCAACAGCAAGCAAUCCGGACCCUACAUCUCCCCCUCGGACGCCAUCCUCUCCCCAGCAACCCAGAAACUCGCGGGUUUCAAGCAGCGUCAGAUCAACAAGCAGUGAGCCUCUCCCACCUCCCUCCUUCCACCCCCCCCCGUCUUAUUAUUAUUAACCCCCCGCUCUUUGCAGGAAUAACAGCAACAACAACAACAACAACAACAAUCCAACCGCCCGUUCCCUCUUCUCCCGAACCGCAAGCAGCAUCACGGAUUCCGGCCUCGAAGACUCGGAAGAUCUUCCUGGGUCGAAGUAA